Messenger RNA from Bursaphelenchus okinawaensis, 2724 nucleotides. The record is from the annotation of a GenBank genome assembly. Lineage: Eukaryota; Metazoa; Nematoda; Chromadorea; Rhabditida; Aphelenchoididae.
AUGGUUCUUCGUGGUUUAUAUGGAGCAUACGUUAAAAAUUAUAAAGAUUUGGAGAUUGUGAUGGACAAGUCGACUGGUAGUUUUGGAAUAGUAAGGUUAUAAGCUUUAUUCAAAUUUUUUCGCGUUUAGGAAGUUGACAAUCUGUUCUUGAAUAUGGGUAUAUUCAUGUUGAAUCGCAUCCACAUGGCUGAUAUUUACGGGAUAAAGACGGAACGGCAGCUAUUGGUAAGUUUAAUGAAGUCAAUACUUUUUUUUAUGUUUGGAUACGUUGAUCUUACUCUUGUUUUUUAAAUUUUUUAUUUUUGGGCUUUUCGGCUUGUCUUUGGGAUGUUAUUUUAAAUGGAUUUUAUUUACAAAAAAGGUGUUGUAAACAAAUUUUAAGUUUAUCUUUAUAAGAUGUUGUUUCAGAGUAUGUGCAUGGAUGCCUUAGACGAAUUAGUCGAUACAAUUAAGCUUAAAAAGUUGUUGUACAUGGCGUUUUGUGGUCUUAUUCCAAUGCAAGAACUGGUUCGUCGACGUCCAAAGCGAUUGGUUCGGGGAGAACAACAUCAUCGAGCUAAUGAAAAGAUACAAAGUGUUCGCGAAAAGCUGGCUGAACACGAUGUUGAACUUCCUAAAAGAUUCUGUGAGAAUUUCGACACAUUCGCGGUGCAUUUUGGGUCUGAUUUCAUGGAUAAGGUCGUUCAUACUCUUGAUAACCACAUAAAUAGGAGGAUGGAGAAAGAAUGGAAGAAUCUAAUGGUAUGUUGGUUCUUCUAUUUAUUGCGUUUCAUGUUUAAAUACAUAGACUGAUAGUAUAAUUAAGUCAAUUUGCUUUGAUGUUAUAGGCACUGUUUCAUAAAAAUGGAAAUUUAUAAUAUUUUUGUUUUAGGUUAUAGUGUCAAAUCACACAAUACCGGGAAAGCCGACUGCCAAAAUCUUGGAUUUUAUCCGGUCUCAACAUUAUCCUCCAGACGUCUCAAACAUGGCUUUCUUUCCAGAAAAUACGUCAUUAAUCGAAGCUCUAACACUGAAUUCCAAAAACUUUUAUGUGAUAAGAAGAGGGCCCAGGAACGAUGGAUGUUGUGUUUGUUUGGCUGAAAACCAUCAAUAUCAUCAAUGUAAUGCAACUGUGGCUUGGCAAUUCUUGCCGAUUAAGCUAGUACCGCCUACGGAUGUUUAUUCUGUUCUUGAUUUGGAAGUGCUCAAGGAUCAUAUUUUGAACGAGUUUCGUUAUGUCAAGGGAAUGGAUGUGAUGGAGCACUAUGUAAGUUAACCCUCUAAAACUUGUUUAUAAUUUACAUUAAUUAUGUUUUAACAUGCAAGUUUUUCAGAUCUUCUUUGCUGCUUGGUUUGAAUCGGAGCCAUGGUUUCAGGGAUCGUUCUACUUUGCUGCCCGACUACUAAUGAGUUGUUUGCAAAUGUUCCACAAGCCUUUGGUUAAGGAUAGAAGUAUUAUCUAUGAAAAUUUGAAAGGAUUCUUUCGGUGUUUGUUUGAAAGCAAUUCUAAGUCGGCUACGGAUUUUAUGAGCUUGGCCAAUAUGAACUGCAGCGUUGAAGAAUAUUAUCAAUUUUACUAUGGUAGCGUGGAUCAAGGUUUUAGAAUAAAAUUGACUCUUGAAUUUUACAAAAGCAUCUAUUGGACCUAUGACUAUAUGGUUAAAGUAAGUUUAUGAUACUGAGAUGUAUUAUCGGGUCUUUUUACGUUGGUGAUAUUAGUACCUUAUGGAAGGUUGAUGUUAGUAUAGACACGGAUAUGUUUUGUGAGCUUAUGUAUUAACGUGUGUAAUACCUUAUGUAAUAACAUCACUUUAAGGGUCUCAAAGUAGAUUGUGAUUACUACAAUACAUAUGAAUUCAUACCACACAUAAGCGACAUUGUACAUUUGACUCCAGAAAGCCCGCCCAUCUUUAAACACUUGUAUUCUCAAACUAAUGUAAUGUCACAGCUAUUUGCUUCUAUUACUCCGCACAAUUUGUAAGUACAUUGAGCAUCCUGAGUGAAUCCCAAUGUUUAUGAGCGAUGGGGUGUUUUAUAAAUUUUGUUGAUGUUUCAGGAACAGAAUGGACGUAAGGAAAGUAAUAUUUCCCAUUUCAGCAAGGUCCUUCCAAGACAGUGGCAACCACUCCUGCGUGAUGUGCACCCAGAUAUUUCUCACAUUUUCCCGAAAAUACCUGAAGACGCUUUGGAGUACAAAUUUAAGGACGUGCCGUGCUGUGAUCUCACUGAUUUGUUCAAAUUUUUGGAAAAGGUAAGCGAAAUAACCUUGGUUUUGAUGAUUUACUAGGUUGUUUAAGUAACUCUGUGCCUCCUCUUAAGGAAAAUUUUUGAGGUUAGGGGACAGAUUUAUUUGAAUGACCUAAUGGUUAGAAAAUAACAAGAAAAAUAAACGAAAAGUUGUAAUGAAAGUAGCAAAAAGGUUUCAAUUUAUCUUUUCAGCACUUUGGAGAUCUGCGCACCACCCAAAUGAAACAGUUGAGGAAAGGCAAGAUCGAAGUGUUUGUGGACGAAGAACACCCAUUAUGCCAAUAUAUUGUUAAAUGCUUGAAAUCGGAACAAGAAAAUGAUGAAUUAGAGAAGAAAUGGGUAAAGACAUCUGUAAAACAACAUGGAGUUGAAGGACUGAUGAGUUCAACAUCAAACAGGGCUAUUAAUGGACAAAUGAAGUUACACUUGAGCAAUGUUGAUGUGACUGACAAUGACACAAAGGAGUUGAUGGAGCAGUUUGAGAAUAUUAAGAUUUAG